Molecule: messenger RNA, 1929 nt
Organism: Nannizzia gypsea CBS 118893
Lineage: Eukaryota; Fungi; Ascomycota; Eurotiomycetes; Onygenales; Arthrodermataceae
Exons: 2
Coding region: 1-1929 (642 amino acids)
Source: RefSeq, a predicted model, not a curated record
AUGACGUCAGUACCCGCCGCCGCGAUGGAGGAAGAAGACGCUGGACGACGACCAAACCCCAACACCCCCGAAGCCAACUGGGCGCUUAUUGAAGACCUCUUCCCCAGCGGUUUCAACAGACUUGAUGUUCCUUCGCGUCGCUACCGUGGCUAUGCCAGCGACGCGUCAACCUAUGGAGGCAGCGAGGCAGCUGGCGAGGGAGAUCGAGCCCUCAGCUUUGAUACGAUGAGCAGCACCUCCGAGACACCAUCCCUCCUCACUCCACCUCUUACCAAUACCGAUGAUGAAGACUUUGAGGAAGUUGAGGACGAGGAUGAGUACGAGGGAGAUGAAGAGAGCAGUAUCGCUACUCCCUCGGGCUGGGGCUCUACCCAAGGCUCCAUCGACAACGAAUACGACCAAGAUAUAUAUGAACAUGAGGAGAGUGGAGACGAAGGAAGAAGAAUCUACUCGCGUCUCGUAGUACUGCAACAUGGUGACUACGAAGCCUUCAGUGAAGAGUCUGCUCUUUUUGAUCACCCUGAUAUUUUUGAACACCCUGAUGCCCAAGAAUCCUAUCUUUAUGACGAGGAGAUGCCCCGAGAGAGGAAUGCAGAGGCUCCAUCAGCUACUUCUCCAGAGAAUGCGCCAUCCUCCGGUGGGCUAACCAAAAGACAAGCAGAUAUCUUGAUAGAAGCUAUCGGGACGAUGACCCAUCAAAAUGAGGUAAUCUCAGCCCUGACUUGUUUGUCUCGAUCUCGCCCUGCCUACACGCAGCCAGAUACUAUACCACGCCAGGCGGAGCCCAGAAAGGAGGAAGAACCACAAAAGGAAGACCCCAAAAUGGAAGAACAACAGAACUCCCCAACUGAAUACCUCAAAAAUAAACUCAGAUUAAUCAUGGAGGAGCAUCCGGGCAUCUAUCCUGUAUUAGUAGCACUGCUUAUUGUGUCUGCUCUCGCAACAAUCUUGAUGCUCCCAUUUGCUGGCUACAUCUUUGGACUGUCCUCCCAGGUCCAAGUGGGUGCGGUCACAGGCAGAGUGCAGACCAUUAUCACUCCCGUUGCUACACCAGUCAUGUGUGCGAAACCUCCGGUCCUCUCGACUUCUCCAGAGGGAGUACAGUACCUCGAGUCUCAUUCCCGUGCCGCACAGAAUAUGGACGACUUCAUCUCGCAGCUAACCUGCGCCAAAGCCCAGAGUAUGAAUGAAUCAGAUGACGUCCAGGUCCAUGUCGUCGGGGACCACCACGCGAUUGUCCGGCUGCCAAACCGCCUAGUGUCAGUGAGGGAUGGAAACAGGUUCGAUAUCAAGGUGACUCGAGACGACAAUAGCCUCCACUUUGACCUCUAUAAGCUGUUUGACGGCAUCUUCACCCUUCGACUUGCCCCCGAGGAUGCUUAUGGCCCGAUGAACGUUACUGUUUCCGCGCUGUCAAAGCCAAAAUUGACCAAGGUCACCGGUAUUGACUUUGGCACCCCCUGGCUGAAAAUAGCUAGCUGGAAGAAAGCUACCCAGUCUCUGUCCCAGGCACUUCGUAAAGACCUGGCCGAUGCCCAGACUGGACUCUCAAGGGUAUACAUCAAACUAACCUUCGACUUUCGGAACCUGUAUAGUGCAUGGACAGCUAAUACUAACAACACCGCUGCUGACACUAACGCCAACAUCAGCGAGACUCUUGACCGUGCUGCCAACCGUGCAAGAAACGCCGUAGCCAAAUCCAAGCUCGCUUCGGAUUGUAUCCUCAACAACGGGAGAAAAUCCCUACGCCUGUCCUCUGAAAAGUUAAGGGCAAGAGCAAAACGUGUCCGGCAAAAGGUCAAGACAUCUGUAUCUUCCAUGAUGUCGGCUGCACAAGAGAGGGCAUGGAAUCUGCAAACUCCCGCCUUUAAUUUCGAUCUGAAGACCAGGCUCCGAAACUUCCGAAGAGGCCCUACGUCUUCCACUUGA